Messenger RNA from Piliocolobus tephrosceles (Ugandan red Colobus), 790 nucleotides. It is a transcript of the gene RALBP1, whose product is annotated as ralA binding protein 1. The coding region runs from base 251 to 790 and encodes 179 amino acids. Gene Ontology annotation, cellular component: membrane. The transcript has 4 exons. Gene Ontology annotation, biological process: endocytosis; positive regulation of GTPase activity; small GTPase-mediated signal transduction. The record is from RefSeq and is a predicted model, not a curated record. Gene Ontology annotation, molecular function: small GTPase binding; GTPase activator activity. NCBI's taxonomy places the organism in Eukaryota, Metazoa, Chordata, Mammalia, Primates, Cercopithecidae.
GUGCGCGCUGGACCGGCUCGUCCUGUUCCGUCCCAAUCAUUGUAAACAGGCGGAGGCUGGGUGGGGUGGGAAUGGGGCGCCCGAGGCCGGCCUGGGGCGCAGCGCAGGAGGCGGCUCCGGUGGCUGCGGCUGCAGAGUGAGCGCGAGGAGGCGGAGGCUGCGGCGGGGCGUGCGGUCGCGCGGCGGCAGGCACAGGUGUAAUGGAUAGGUAACAGAGAAGACCUCGUCCCUUCCUAGUCAGGGCAGCAGCAUGACUGAGUGCUUCCUGCCCCCCACAAGCAGCCCCAGUGAACACCGCAGGGUGGAGCAUGGCAGCGGGCUUACCCGGACCCCCAGCUCUGAAGAGAUCAGCCCUACUAAGUUUCCUGGAUUGUACCGCACUGGCGAGCCUUCACCUCCCCAUGACAUCCUCCAUGAGCCUCCUGAUAUAGUGUCUGAUGAUGAGAAAGAUCAUGGGAAGAAAAAAGGGAAAUUUAAGAAAAAGGAAAAGAGGACUGAAGGCUAUGCAGCCUUUCAGGAAGAUAGCUCUGGAGAUGAGCUCACUUUGUACCCCUCACCUCUGGAGACACGGGGAGAACCCCCGACCCCUGGCAUGCAUGCUGGCCGCCGCGUGCCUCCCUUCCACAAGCCCACGCCGCUGCAGAGGCAGCCUGUGUUUGCAAAACCCAGCGGACUGGGUGGGGUCUGCGGUCUGAGCAGCCCCUGGCUCCGUGGGAACUGCAUACAAGUCCACUGGUCUGGCUUGGCCCCGGGCAUUGCCAUUGACAGACAUUUGCAUUUCACACGGUAA